AUGGUUGACAUUGUGGACAAUACGGAGCGUGCGUGGAGCGAUGUUGACCCGGCGACGUUGAAUGCCAACUUUUUGACGUUGCAAGGAUGCAUGAUGGAAGUGAUUCGUUGCGCGGGUGGCAGCAAAUACAAGAUACCACACAUGAAGAAGGCCGUGCUCACUGCGAAAGGUCGCUUGCCCUUGUCGAUUGAAGCGGAUGCUGGCGUUGUCAACGCCAAAUUGGCGAGCGAAGUGGCGAAGACCUUGGAAAUGAGCGAUGUCUGCACGGAGCUUGAGCGUCUGGAUGUCGUGGAAGAUUCCGAUGAUGAAGAACUUGACAUACCAUCGGUACUUGGAUUAAACAUUUGA
This is a messenger RNA of Aphanomyces astaci, 348 nucleotides long. RefSeq lists its product as hypothetical. The transcript is spliced from 2 exons. NCBI's taxonomy places the organism in Eukaryota, Oomycota, Saprolegniomycetes, Saprolegniales, Verrucalvaceae. The coding region runs from base 1 to 348 and encodes 115 amino acids. The record is from RefSeq and is a predicted model, not a curated record.